AUGCAUGUCCCAUGCUUCGCGACCGGGAACUUCAAGCCACAUCACUUGUUUCUGGAGGAUGCAGAGUACGGCCGCGCACUAGAUGCCCUGGUGAAAGCGGUGUCGGACAUUCUCGUCACUUCACCGGACGGUUCUCAUGUUUUCCUGGGCAAGCGCAAGGUGCAUCCGCAGCCAGACUGGUGGUUCAUUGGUGGCCGUGCCAAGCCAGGGGAGACGCCGCAGCAGGCAGCUUCACGGAAUCUCCGACGAGAGUUGGGUUUGGAAGUUCCCUCAUCGCGCCUGAAGGUUAUCGGCUGCUACUCCCUGACAUGGGCCAUGCGUGCUCAGGCUCCUGCAGACCACGGCACAGCUGACAUCUCCAGCGUGCACUGCAUGGUCUUGCAUCCGGAGGAGGAGAGACAGCUGAAGAUUGAUGAGGAGGAAUAUGCAGACCUUCGGUGGCACACCAAGCAAGAAGUAUUGACUGGUGAAUUCCACCCUGUGCUCAAGCAGGCAAUACGCGAUCUUCAAGUGCACGAGCUGCAGAAGCGGAUGGAAGAGGCGGUUGAGAGAGAAGUGGAGGAGGCUGAGCUCGCGGCAUUGGCUCGUAUAUAUGUGGCCGCGGUCAAGGAGGCUUCGCAGUUCGACAGGGGCGUGCUCCGCGUGGACUUCGAUGAGCAAUCGCGCAGCUAUGUGGCAUCAUGCCUGUCGGGCUGA
Symbiodinium sp. CCMP2456 is the source of this 696-nucleotide messenger RNA. The record is from the annotation of a GenBank genome assembly. NCBI's taxonomy places the organism in Eukaryota, Dinophyceae, Suessiales, Symbiodiniaceae.